AUGGAUAUGGAAGACAAUUAUGAUAGUGAAGUAACACCAAUGAUUCAAUCAGAUCCAUCUCUGAAUUUGUCGCCAACUAAACAAAAUUCUAAUAACAGAUUAUUUACAUCAUUCUUAAUUUUGUUCCUUGUUUUCAUAUUUAUCGCCAUUGUUGCGGUACCUAUACUUCAAAUCGUUCUUGGUUCGUUAUAUAUCAAUGAAUGCCCGAUUGAUCAUCGAAUUCCAAUUUAUCUAAUUGUUGCUGGUGGUGCAACAUUAAUCUUGUUCAUCACUCUUGCUAUGAAGAUCAUUAUGGAGAAAUCAUCUUUGUGGAUUAUUCCUCAUGGAUUGGCAGUUUUAUUUUGUUUGGGUUGGUUUAUAACUGGAAGUGUUUGGAUUUUUCAUGCUAAAAGCAAAGUUCAACACUAUCGUCCUGAUAUUUCAAGCACUUACUGUCAAUAUUCCGUAUUUAAUUGUGCUUUUGGUACACUAUUCAUCAGUUAUGGCUUUCUCUUCGCUAGUGUAUGGAAUAAUAAUAACAGUUCAAAAUAA
This is a messenger RNA of Adineta steineri, 531 nucleotides long. The record is from the annotation of a GenBank genome assembly. NCBI's taxonomy places the organism in Eukaryota, Metazoa, Rotifera, Eurotatoria, Adinetida, Adinetidae.